AUGACAUCAACAACUUUUACCACCGCAUCACAACCCUCAACCAACCACCUCGUACAAGGAAAGAAACUGCACUCCCGCUACCACGACACCAUUCAACCCGUCAUGCCAGCCGCCUUCAACAGCCAAUUCAUCAAAACUAACUGCAACACACUACAUACAAACGCCGCCCGAACCGCUGUUGAGAUUUACCACUCCUCGGUACUUCUCAACGGCUGGCUACCACCCACGCCAAAAAUCGACCCGUCCGAAGACAGCGGCGUGGACGCCUGGGUGAUCGUCUACAGCGUCGCCGACAGGUCGAGCUUCAGUGUCGCCGCGUCGCUGCUCGGCAAGCUAUGGACCAGCGGGCAGACGAGCUGCAGAGCUGUCAUCCUCGUAGCCAACAAAACAGACCUCGAGCGCACCAGAGCCGUGACCACUGCAGAGGGCCGCACGCUGGCUCGCACCUACGCCUGCAAAUUCAUCGAAGUGAGCGCCGGCCUCGACCACAACGUCGACGAGCUCCUCGUGGGCAUCCUGGCACAGCUCGCCUGCAAAUUCAUCGAAGUGAGCGCCGGCCUCGACCACAACGUCGACGAGCUCCUCGUGGGCAUCCUGGCACAGAUACGACUGAAGAGUUGCAGCCAGCUCAGCCACCGCAGCCACAGUCGGUCAGCCAUAGCGGCGAGGUUGGUGCGUAAGCUCAGCGGGCGAAUGUCUGGCGGGAAAGCCGUCCGCAUGACAGGAUUGGUCGGGAAGCUGCUCAACCGCGACAGAAAAGCCAAAUCCUGCGAGAACCUCCACAUAUUGUAG
Molecule: messenger RNA, 792 nt
Organism: Hyalella azteca
Lineage: Eukaryota; Metazoa; Arthropoda; Malacostraca; Amphipoda; Hyalellidae
Product: GTP-binding protein REM 1-like
Exons: 6
Coding region: 1-792 (263 amino acids)
Cellular component (GO): plasma membrane
Molecular function (GO): calcium channel regulator activity; GTP binding; GTPase activity
Source: RefSeq, a predicted model, not a curated record